CCUCCUCUCUCGUGUUCGGGCAGACCAUAGCGGGUCCACCGCGGGCCGUGACUGAGCAGGAUCGGCGCUUGAUCGCGGCUGUGAGUGUGCAUUCUAUGAAUAUGAUUCCGGACAGAAAGGAUAUCUGAACAGAGAAGAUGUCAAAGUGGCCACAGUUUCCUUGUUUGGAUACAAACCUUCAAAGUUUGAAGUGGACCAGGUCUUUAAAAAUGCUACAGAAGUGAAUGGGCAACGUGUGUUGGAACUGGAACCCUUUAUAAAGGUGAUGUCCUCCAAGAUGGCCACACAGGACAAGGAUGAGGAAAUCCGACAGGUGUUCCUAGCCUUCGACACGCACUGCCGUGGGUUCCUGACCUUAGAUGACCUUUUGAGGGCGGGGUCUCUGGUGGCCCCCCACAUCCCCAGACACCGGAUGGAGGCUGCGUUCAGGGAGGUGGACAGUGAUGGGGACAGCAGGGUCAGCUACAGGGACUUUGAAUACAUGAUGAAGUACAGCCUGGAUGACAGGAUGUGACCUCUGACCUCAAGAGCCAAAAGUUAUUUCUGGUUGGAAUAUAAACCCCCUUCAAAUGUUUAUGAUAUUGAUGUCGCAUGGGCUGGAGAUGAACAUUUUCUAAGAUUCAUAUAAGGUACCCAGUAUUAUUUUUGACAUCAAAAUUGCAUUGUUGUUUGACCUUGGCUUAAUAAAUGGCCACUUGGCAGGAUUCCAAGGACAUUCUGAAGGCUGGGAAAUGGGCUAUUUUACCCCAUUAAGGUGACCAUCAGACAACUUUUAUUGUCAUCCUUGACUGAUUUUGUAUCAGGUAUCUGGUAUUAUUACACAUCAGCUAUUUACGUACAGUAUUGUUGCAACAGCAUGCAAGUUUGCUGUUUUUAUCAGUUAUCAAGUCUUGAACCAAACUUUACUUACUUCCUAAAAAGUUGUAAAUACCAGUAGUGUACAUGUACAUAUCUUUGGUUACAUGGUUAUCACGAGUAAAAGUGUUAGACCAGUGCAACAUUACGAAAGUUUUUUAAUGUGUUUGUGUAAGGGGAGGAGUGGUGACAGACGAUGCAUGUGGUAGGAAUCUUGUUGCUAUGAGACGCUAGCACUCACAAAGGUCAUCAGUGAAGGCUCAAUUGCUUACAUUUCAUUGGGCAUGUAGAAUUGUGUUUUCUGCCAAUCCAUGACAAUCAUGUACCAAACAUCAACAAAGACUGCGUCACAAUUUCACACCUGAAUUCUCCGUGAAGAAAGACAUCACUGAAUUCACAUCAUUACAAAACCUGUGACCUCUUAGUUUCAUUUUCUGUUUUGUAAAUUUUCAACUACAUUUACACCAUAUAUUUGUAUGCUUCCCACUCUUGUUGACAAGAGGAAGUUCCAUAACAAAACGUCAUAGGCCUCGCCAGUUACGUGCGAUGACAUCAGAAAUGCCCUGGCCAAGGUCCCUCGCCUACACAUAAUUAUAGGUUUUGUAUAGUGUUGAAGGAUUACAAUGGAGACGAGGAUUUAGUUGUCAGACAGGCAGUCAGACAUGGUUCAACACUGACAACAGCCAGAAAAUUUUGAUCAUCACCAAUAGGUUUGAAUUUUAAAAACAUCAAAACAAAUGUAAUCCAAUGGAUUUCUUUGUAAAAUCAUACAUUUUAAACAUUCAAAUAUUAUAAAGUGAAUAACAUUUUAAAGUGCAUCAGUGACUUAAUUCACAAAAAGUACAAUGGCCUCAUGGCCUUAGCCCCAUGUUAUUUAUUGCUACACUGGUAUGCCUUUUUUCAUUACCUGUUAUCUCCAAGUCAUAGUCAUGUCUGGUUAUUUUCAGCUGAAAAAACAAUGUAUUUGCUGAUAAUGCACUGUUGUAUUAUGCCACGAAUACUAGUGACAAAACAGUUUUACAUGCAAUCAUGCAUAGAAUUUCAUGCACUUUCAAAUAAUGAAUUCUAAACUUUGUAUCAAACCAAUGCAUUGAUAGACGAAAAAACUGUUACAACUA
Messenger RNA from Branchiostoma belcheri (Belcher's lancelet), 1973 nucleotides. RefSeq names its product EF-hand calcium-binding domain-containing protein 11-like. The coding region runs from base 266 to 514 and encodes 82 amino acids. The transcript is spliced from 6 exons. Lineage: Eukaryota; Metazoa; Chordata; Leptocardii; Amphioxiformes; Branchiostomatidae. The record is from RefSeq and is a predicted model, not a curated record. Gene Ontology annotation, molecular function: calcium ion binding.